Molecule: messenger RNA, 2583 nt
Organism: Micropterus salmoides (largemouth bass)
Lineage: Eukaryota; Metazoa; Chordata; Actinopteri; Centrarchiformes; Centrarchidae
Product: protocadherin gamma-A2-like
Exons: 1
Coding region: 184-2583 (799 amino acids)
Biological process (GO): homophilic cell-cell adhesion
Cellular component (GO): plasma membrane
Molecular function (GO): calcium ion binding
Source: RefSeq, a predicted model, not a curated record
CGGAGAAAAAGAAAAAGGAAUUAAAGGCACCUUUUGGAAGAGGGAGAUGAUUAAACACGGAGCUACCAGGCGAAUUAUCAGCAUUAUUGGGAGUGUGGAUUCUUGAUUAUUUUACUGACAUCUGUGUCUAAAAUCCUUUUUACUGGAUAACGAAUUUGAUACUACCUUUUCAUCAACGGGAGAAUGUCGGACAGGACAAUGACACGGCAAGUAAGCCUCGUGUUGUUUAUCUCGGUUGUUUCUCUCAGCUCGGUUUUUGGGCAGGUCAGCUAUUCCAUUCCAGAGGAGAUGGCGAAAGGAUCUUUGGUCGGUAACAUAGCUCAGGAUUUAGGUUUAGAUGUAAAACGGCUGAAAUCAGGGAAAGCUCGCAUAUAUACCGGAGAAAGUACGGAAUACAUCGAGCUAAAUAAAGAAAGGGGAGUCCUUGUAAUCAAAGAGCGGAUAGACAGAGAAGCGCUCUGCGGACAGACGACGCCCUGCGCUCUUGAUUUUCAAAUAAUAUUGGAGAAUCCUAUGCAAUUUUACAGCAUAACUGUCGAGAUCACCGACAUUAACGAUAACGCACCCGGUUUUAAAAACAGUGAAAUGCAAUUUGACAUAAGUGAAACGGCUCAAAUUGGAUCGAAAUUUGUUUUAGAAAAGGCAUCUGAUGACGAUGUAGGUAUUAAUGGUCUACAGGGUUAUUCGCUGAGUUCCAGUGACACAUUCACUUUAAACCCUUAUAAAAUUGGCAGCAGUAGGAAUGUUGAGAUGGUUUUAAAGAAACAUCUUGACCGAGAGAAACAGGAGCUGUUGUCUUUAGUACUGACUUCUUUUGAUGGUGGCGACCCGCAGCUCUCUGGGACCAUAUUGAUUGUCAUAAAUGUAUUGGACGCGAACGAUAAUGCACCUGUUUGUACUCAAACAGAGUACAAGACAAAUGUAAAAGAACAUUCCUUGAAAGGAGCUGUUCUUACUACGGUGAGCGCAUCUGAUGCAGAUAUAGGCCCACACGGGCAUAUACAAUAUUCGAUUUCUAAUGUUCCAAAGGGGGCAUUAGGCUUAUUCGAUGUAGAUAAAGACAGCGGGGUGUUCACGUUAGUGGGAACACUUGAUUAUGAGAAAUUUCGGCAUUAUGAGAUAGAUGUUCAAGCAUCAGAUGAAGGUGGUAACUCAGACGUAUGUAAAGUUGUAAUUGAGGUGUUGGACACAAACGAUAAUCCACCAGUUAUCAAUAUUAUGUCAGCGUCAUCCAGUAUAUCUGAGGAUGUUAAGCCAGGCACGGUUCUGACAAUGAUGAACGUUCAGGAUCCAGAUUCAGAUGAAAAUGGCAAGGUCCACUGCGUUUUAAAUGAAAAUAUUAAUUUUGCAAUCACUUCAUCGUCAAAUAAUUUCUUUACAUUAGUGACAGAAGGUGAAUUAGACAGAGAGACAGUCUCUGAGUAUAAUAUAACAGUGACCUGCUCUGAUGAGGGAGUGCCCUCCCUCUCCAGCAGCGUCACUCUCACCUUACAGAUCUCUGAUGUGAAUGACAACGCGCCUGUCUUUGAGAGGAGCUCAUAUGAGGCCUACAUUGUAGAAAACAACACACCAGGCCUCUCUAUAUUCACAGUGAAAGCCAGAGACGCUGACUGGAACCAGAAUGCGCGUGUUUCUUACAUACUGGAGGACUCCUCUGUUAACGGAGUGCCAGUCUCCUCAUAUGUGUCCGUUAGUGCUGAUAGUGGAGUCAUCCAUGCAGUGCGCUCUUUUGACUACGAGCAGAUCAAAGACUUCCAGUUCCGCGUCAAAGCGCAGGAUGGAGGCUCCCCUCCACUCAGUAGCAACGUGACUGUGAUAAUAAUGAUCCAGGACCAGAACGACAAUCCACCUCAGGUUCUGUACCCAGUCCAGACUGGUGGCUCUCUGGUGGCUGAAAUGGUGCCUCGUUCAGCAGAUGUGGGCUAUCUGGUCACUAAAGUGGUGGCUGUUGAUGUGGACUCUGGACAGAAUGCCUGGCUCUCCUAUAAACUGCAGAAAGCCACAGACAGGGCGCUGUUUGAAGUGGGCUUACAGAAUGGAGAAAUAAGAACUAUCCGCCAAGUGACUGAUAAAGAUGCUGUGAAACAAAGACUGACUGUUAUAGUGGAGGACAACGGGCAGCCCUCUCGUUCAGCUACAGUCAUUGUUAACGUGGCGGUGGCGGACAGCUUCCCUGAAGUGCUGUCGGAGUUCACUGACUUUACUCACGACAAGGAGUACAAUGACAACCUGACUUUUUACUUAGUGCUGGCUUUGGCUGUAGUUUCCUUCCUCUUCAUCACGUGUUUAGUGGUUAUUAUAUCAGUGAAAAUCUACAGAUGGAGACAGUCUCGCGUCCUGUAUCACUCCAAUCUCCCUGUGAUUCCGUAUUAUCCACCACGUUACUCAGACACUUUGGGGACAGGGACUCUCCAGCACGUGUACAACUACGAGGUGUGCAGGACGACUGACUCCAGAAAGAGUGACUGUAAGUUCGGCAGAGCUGGUAGUCAGAACGUGCUGAUAAUGGACCCCAGUUCUACAGGGACGAUGCAGCGGAUACAGAGUGAAACGAGCAUCUGGAUGAACCAGACUCUCCUCUAG